This is a messenger RNA of Prorocentrum cordatum, 3354 nucleotides long. Lineage: Eukaryota; Dinophyceae; Prorocentrales; Prorocentraceae. The record is from the annotation of a GenBank genome assembly.
AUGGGCGGCAAGCGUGCUAGUGGCGCUGCUGCUUCAGCGUCGCGCGGCCCGCCGAAGUCGGCCGCCCGCCGCGGCGGCAGAGGCAGCGCUUGUGCAUCGGACUCGGGCUUUUGCCAUCGUUGCGAGCAGCCAGUCGACGUCGCGUCGUCGAAGCGCGGCGGGCGCCCCACGGCGCCGUGGAUCGGCUGCGACAACUGCUGGGUGACCUUCGAGAGGCACUACUGCGAGGACAACGCCUGGCCCGACAUCUGCGAGCGCAGCCGCGAGGAUCCAGACUUCAGCGCCGAGUUCGGCGCGAGGGUCACUGCAGACUUGGAGCUAGAGUGCCAAGUGGCAACGGCAGCGGAGCGUGGCAGCGUCGAGGUGGUCACGUACUACGGACAGGAGGUCAGCACUUCGAUGGUGCAGCUCACCCCGAAGCAGUGGGCUUCACAAGUGGCUCCUCGCGGGACCGUCGGCAUCACGCCCGAGAUGUGCGACCUGAUCCAGUCUCGCGUUCCGUCCUCCUGCCAGCCAGGAGUCAACGCCACAGGCGUGAUCAUCGCAGAUCCAGAUCAGCCAUACGUCAGCAUCAGGAACUACACGAGGACAGAAGUGAGGAUGGCAUUCACCAGGCUGACGCCCCAGCAGGCCGUCAAGGCGGGUGCAGAGACGGACGCCGUCAAGCGGGAGGUGACGAAGCUGCGGCAGCAGCAGGCGGUCGCCGUCAGAGGGUUCGCAAAGGCCCCGACGAUCACAGAGCUGCAGAACGUGGCGCUCGCGAAGGCCUCUGCAGCAGGGAUGCUUCUCAAGGCCCCGCCGCCCAAGGCCAAGGCCGCCGUGGACGAUCCCCUCAUGGCGAUUGGGAACGGCACAUUGCAUGAGGACGUGGAGUCAGUUUUCCCAGGCGCCAGCGGUGGCCAGAGAGCUGGGGGCGCUGCGCAUUCGCCUGCGGGGGCACCCAGUGCUGGGAUGGAUUCGGGCAUCUCUGCCAGCUCCGCGGUCGCUCUACACAUCUCCAGUCAGCCCUUAGUCAAGGCGAAGUCGGGCGCGGCGGCUUCGCACCCAGGCCAGGUCACGGCCAGCGAUUUGCAGGGGCACCGCCCACCGCCACGGCGACUCGAGUCAGGGGAGGCUCGCGGUUGUAGUCGAGAUCGGUCCAGAUCCCCAGCGCGGAGUUGUAUCUCUGCGGCGGGUGACUCAGCACCUGGGGGCAGGGCCAGCAGCAGGGGUCCGCCUGGCUCUGCUGAGAAGGCGCGCUUCGACGGCUACAAGAACGACCUGGUGAUCCACGAGAUCUUGGAUGGGAGCCUCAGGGGGGACCGAUCCUACGGCUUGAAGAGGUUUAAGCCGAAGUCUCCCAGCCUUUCCGUGCUGGUGAACAAGCUCACUUCGAAAGUUGAGGCGGCGAGCGCCCUGUCCACCAACAUCAGCACCAUGCAAUGGACCCAGGUCCUCACCCACCUGAAGGAGCUCAGCCCAGACGGUGUGGAGGCCACGGCUGUCUUUCGCAAGACGCUCUUGAAGAAGUUCGUGCAGCACUCGAUCUCCGAUGACGAGGUGGUCAUUGAGACUCUGAUCCCGUGGUCUCCCCACCCUGAUGACUUCGACAUGACUGCCCCCAAGGUGUCGUCUAUGAAGGGCAUGUCUGAUAGCGAGAAGGUUGACCUAGUUCGAGAGGUGCUCUUGGAUGACAUCGUCCGUCCCCAGUUGGAGGAUCCUGCGAGGGUCACCUUCCUCCAGGCCAUUGGCAAGCUCCUCAAGGAUACGUUCCCGAAGCUCGGUGACCAGUGCCCAUCCGAGAUCGCUGAGUUCUGCAAGCACUUCCAGGCGCUUGGCAUGCUACUGUUUCACUUACCGAACAACGACCCCCUGAGCUUCGCGGAGUGUGAUCCCCACAUGGGCGUGAUGAUUGCACUCUUGACUGGCGUCACCGACGCUGCCGAGUGGCAUCCUGUGGCUGAGGUGCUGGGUAACAGCGCUCCGUGGGCAGACUACAAAUCGACCUUCAGGAGGGCAGCCUCAACAGACAUUCAGCUUGCCCCCAGGAUGGGGAAGACCAUCGAACAGCUCGAGACUACAGAGGGCAACACGCUUGAAGGCAUCGAGUUCAUGAGCACCGUUCUCGUGGAGAUCGGGCUCGAGAAGGCCAUCGCAGACCUCCUGGGGACGACCGCAGAUUCAGUGGACGUGAAGGUCGGGGAGGCGCUGGUCGAGCUGUACUCCAAGUUCGCACGCGUGAAGGGGUUCGAGCCCGACACCGCGGACGACCCGUGCGGAAGCAAGUACGGUGAUCUCAUCAACCACGUGGACCACGCAUCGAGGUGCCGUGUCGAAGGCAGCUUCAGGAAGAUCAUCGAGAAGUACAACACUGGGGCUAACUGCCAUCAGGUGGCCACUGAGAUCAAGGCGUUCGUGGAAGAGAACAAGGGUAUGCAGAUGCCGCUGCUGGUGGGCGCCGAGCACCUCGUCAAGGCCACUCUCCACGUCGCCGAUCACAUCGGCCUCCUGCUGUACGACGCGCAGCUCGACACGCUGGGAGCCGUCGGAGACCUGAUCCAGGAUGCGAUCGACAAGCACGCGCUGGCCGCCACGAUGCUGUCCUGCGUCACGCCUGACCCCUCGUUCAGGCCCAGCCUGGACGCCGUUUCAGACCGCCUCGCCGACACGUUCUCGGUCAUCCAGGUCGCGAAGUGCGCUGUGGCCUUCUACGAGACGGGCGACGAGGACGCCGCCGAACUGCGCAGUGCUUGGGGGCGGCUGGACAGUUCCCUGGACGACGGCAUCCCAUGCGCCUCGAAGCCGCACGAUGACAUCCUGCAGGAGCUUGGCUGUUCCAAGUAUGAGGGUUUCGUUGCUCGGGCCGAGAAGUGGCACCAGGUGGCCAAGGACCUCUGGUCCGAGUAUGCGCAGAGCCAAAUGGACCAGCUGCUCGACGAAGGGCGCGUGCUCUUCGCGGUCUUGCAGAAGUUGUCGGGAGGGAUGUUGAACGGCAGCCACUUCAUGGACGGCUUCGCUGGGGAGGCGACGGACUUCGCUCAGACGAUCGGCCACUUGAAGGUGGGGCUCUUCAAGCAGACGGGGGUCUCGAACAGGCUCAAGGACGCCUACCGUGCUGUGCAGCACAAGCUCGGACACGCCGUCGAGGAGUCGAAGCGCUUGAAGGUGCCACUCGAGAAGUGGCAGGCCACUCAUGACCAGUGGAGCGAUGGCCUGGCGAAGGCCGACGUGACGUUGACGACGGCAGCCAUCGCCCAGUGCGUGAAAGAUCGCAAGACUGACGAGGUCACCAAGGCCAACCUCCAGCGCGCGCUGGACCAGAUGCAGGCCAGGAAGGUCAGCAUCGAGUCGCUGCCAGCAUCCGUUUGGGAGCAG